Molecule: messenger RNA, 894 nt
Organism: Helianthus annuus (common sunflower)
Lineage: Eukaryota; Viridiplantae; Streptophyta; Magnoliopsida; Asterales; Asteraceae
Product: chaperone protein DnaJ
Exons: 5
Coding region: 74-601 (175 amino acids)
Source: RefSeq, a predicted model, not a curated record
UCUAUAUAACAAUCCACCGUUCACUAUUUAUUAUCGGUAACAUUGCGAUUUAAAAUAAAAAAAUAACACAAAGAUGGAGUUGAAUCAAGAACAUCCUUCGUAUUACGAUGUUCUGGGAGUGUCUGUUGAAUCUUCUGAUGAAGAUAUCAGGCGGGCGUAUCGAAAGCUUGCAAUGCAAUGGCAUCCGGAUAAGUGGACGAUGAAUCCGGAGUUUUUGGGGAAUGCUAAGCGGAAGUUUCAGCAGAUUCAAGAAGCGUAUUCGGUGUUGUCGGAUCGGAAAAAGAGAUCGGCUUAUGAUGUUGGGUUGUAUGAUCCUUUGGAAGAAGAAGAUGAGGGUUUUGCUGAUUUUAUGCAAGAGAUGUCAUCCUUGAUGAAAAAUGUUAAGAAAGAGGAGAAAAUCUACAGUUUUGGUGAAAUACAAAACAUGUUUUGGGAAAUGGCAAAAAGUUUCAACUAUUCUGGUUCUUGUUUUGAUGAUGACAAUGAACUUUGGUCACAACAAAUGUUCACUUUGAAUGAUGAUCCAAGAAGUUCGAAACGAGCACGAAUCAACACGAACCCAUUUUCGGGAACGGGUAUGCAAGAAACCGAGUGCGUAUAGAAACUGGACAAUCGCGGCAUGGACCUGAACCACUGCCUCCUAUGCUAAACAGUCGGAACAAAAAUGACCGCGACUUGACCCGAGUCGGGAAUCAGGAUGAUGAUGUGAUAAGAGGGGAUGAGUGAUGUUAAUAAAGUGAAUUUGUUCGUUACACAAGUGUUGCAAAUAAUCAUCAUUUGAUACUGCAACACCAAAAUGAUAUGUUUUUUUUUGAGUUUUUCUUUCCUUCUUCACAUGUAAGGAUAUGAUUUGUAAUCUAUUUUAUAGUAUUAAUAUUAUAAGUUUUAGACUAA